AUGGCUGCAAUACCAGCUAUUAAACUUGUCGAACCAAUUAAGAAAGAAAAAUCGAAAACUUUUCAGGCUUAUUUGCCAGACGGAGCGCGUACCUAUAGCUGUGUACAUUGUCGUGCCAAUUUGGCUAAUCAUAACGAGCUAAUUUCAAAGUCUUUUCAAGGUAGCCAAGGGAAAGCUUAUUUGUUCAAUUCCGUGGUAAAUAUAGGAUGUGGACCAGCAGAAGAACGUGUUCUAUUAACUGGCCUUCAUGCAGUAGCAGAUAUAUACUGUGAAUGUUGCAAAACAACACUUGGCUGGAAAUAUGAGCAUGCAUUUGAAAUUAGUCAAAAAUAA
Cercopithifilaria johnstoni is the source of this 333-nucleotide messenger RNA. NCBI's taxonomy places the organism in Eukaryota, Metazoa, Nematoda, Chromadorea, Rhabditida, Onchocercidae. The record is from the annotation of a GenBank genome assembly.